Molecule: messenger RNA, 1758 nt
Organism: Plasmopara halstedii
Lineage: Eukaryota; Oomycota; Peronosporomycetes; Peronosporales; Peronosporaceae
Exons: 3
Coding region: 1-1758 (585 amino acids)
Source: RefSeq, a predicted model, not a curated record
AUGGCAGCGUCACUCCCUGAGGAAGUUGUACAGGAGUGUGACAUCAUGCAACUUGUGGACGGUGAUGAAACGUUUUGUUGUAACUUUAUUGAUGCGUGUGGGGCUCCAGUAGCUUCGUCCCACGUCGAACAGCUACUGGUCAAUUGCUCGGUAGGAGUGAGUAUUACAACUGAUGCGACAGUCUUGAGUGAAUCGUGCGCAACUUCUGCUUGUGCCUCGGGUGGUGCUAGAUGCUCAACGGCUACGGCCACGACGUCCCCAGAAGUAGGGACUACUAUUCAGGACGACUGUGCUGACUUUCUAUUGGAUGGCGAGUUGUUUUUACGUGAUAUGGAAAAAGUGAUAACAUCAGAUUUGGGAAGCUGUGAGAAUCAGAAGAAUCAAACCGCAUUGGAACAGAGUGAAUGUUUAUUUGAUAUGAAUGCAUUCGCAGAUUUGGAGUUGCUAGCAUCUCCAUCUCCAAGUGCGCCAAGUACGUGUACGGAUGAGUCACCGUGCAAGACUGAUACAGAUGAGUUUGAGUUGGAAAGUCUGAAAGCUGAGGAUGCUGUUCAGUUGCCUGAGCCGUCGAUAGGCAAUACAUUACCUCCCAUGUCCCCUCCUAGACCUCCUCAUAUGAAUACAAUUGUAUCCGAGUCGUCUUAUGUAAAUAAAAAUGACGACAAUGUAACGAUGUCUGGCAUUUCUUCGUCGGGCGAGAGUAACGAGGAGGUCGACGAUAUGGAAGAUGAGGAUAUGACAGAUGAGAUGAACUUGUUGGAAAAGGAAGCAACAUAUUUGGAUGCUCAGUUAGAUUUUUUACAGUCUAGAGCUAAAUCGAGUCAACUACGAAGACAAAGUAUCAAGCAGCGUCGAUCACGAGGAACUGAAUCAAAUUUGCUGGCAAAGAGUCAAAAGGACAAACAGCUUUUAAAUGAGCUCGUGAUGCAGCAAAAGGUCUAUCAGGACAAUCUAAAAGCAAUGCUUGCACUCGCCCCCGUUAACGAAGUGCGGAUGGCUCUUAUGACACCUAUGGAGUCAUACAUUCGAUUGAGCAAAGAUUUUGAUGAACGAAGGAAGAAGCUGUUGUCUUUGCGGGAGGAGAAGCUUGAUAUGUCAUAUAGAUUUAUCGAGCAGAAAGCAGCUGGGCUUGACUAUAACAAACCUUACCAGUACUCAGACAUUUUUGAGAAAUUCGGCAAGUAUUAUUGUGUAAACUUUUCUAUCGCCAGAUACGAUGGCGUUAGCGUCUUUCAAGUUGGACGUGCUCUUUACGAACAAGUUGCAGGGAUAGACGAAGCACUAAAUAAUGCAAUGGGAAGCACUACGAUUCGAGAGUCAUUUGACACGAUCAAAUGCAACCUCAUGCAUCAGCGCAUUGUGUCGAGUAUGAAAUGGGAUGACGACGGUGCUGAAAGGAUGCCGGAUAUGGAGUCAAACUCUAUCUUUUACUGCAGAUUUGGUGACAACUCGGCGGUGUUAUCGACUGAUUACAUUGAUCAAGACGAUCUGCACCCAUAUGAUGCGUCGAAUCGCAUCCGUAAGGAUAUUUCAAGUGGUGUGGUGCUAUCUAGCCACACUGAUAGUAAUGGCAUGAAAUUUGUCGUGAUGAAGCGAUAUUUGAUGGCCAAGUACCACAUGUACCCACACAAUGUGUCGGAAAAGCAGCAGAAGCGCUUUUUCGCAAAUAUGCCCAGGCAUUAUGAUGCAAUGAAGUCGCUAAAUCUCAAUCGUCUUCAGCAAGACGAGGAGGUUUGUUAUCCAGACAAGAGCUGCUGA